Molecule: messenger RNA, 384 nt
Organism: Brassica napus (rape)
Lineage: Eukaryota; Viridiplantae; Streptophyta; Magnoliopsida; Brassicales; Brassicaceae
Product: ATP-dependent DNA helicase PIF1-like
Exons: 1
Coding region: 1-384 (127 amino acids)
Molecular function (GO): ATP binding; helicase activity
Source: RefSeq, a predicted model, not a curated record
AUGCAAUGGUACAAGGAUGAUGGUAACACGAUUGUUGAGGUGGAGAUCAUGACCGGAAAAGAUGUUGGGGUAUGGGUUCUAAUCCCUAGGAUUCAGCUCACCUCCAUAGAUACCAUGUAUCCUUUCACAAUUCUUCGACCCCAGUAUCCACUACGCCUUUUCUACGCCAUGACAAUUUAUAAGAGUCAAGGACAAAGCCUCAAUCAGGUCGCUCUAUAUCUGCCAAAACUAGUUUUUACUAACGGUCAUCUGUAUGUCGCCCUCUCUCGAGUAACGACCCCAGAGGGUCUAAAGAUAUUGGAUGAAACCUCAGAUUUAGAUGGUGCUGAAGGAGUAACAAACAUUGUCUAUAAAGAGAUGUUUAAGGAUCUCAAGGCCAAAUAG